Molecule: messenger RNA, 3446 nt
Organism: Malaya genurostris
Lineage: Eukaryota; Metazoa; Arthropoda; Insecta; Diptera; Culicidae
Product: metabotropic glutamate receptor 8-like
Exons: 14
Coding region: 390-3320 (976 amino acids)
Biological process (GO): G protein-coupled receptor signaling pathway
Cellular component (GO): membrane
Molecular function (GO): adenylate cyclase inhibiting G protein-coupled glutamate receptor activity
Source: RefSeq, a predicted model, not a curated record
UAUUCGGUGCAGUGAUAAGGGCCUUCAUACUGGGAGGUGAUCUGUGUUAUCAGUUCUCAACUUUUCGGUAUUUUUUUCAUGAAAGUGAAAUUGUAUGAUCCAUAAAAUCUAUUAAAUAUGUGAAAUUGUUUUGUUUUGGUAAUUUAACUUCAUAUUCUUCAUCCUAUAAUUUCGAUUAAGAAAAUACUACACACGAUUCAUUAAAAAGGUGUUGUGAUUUAGUUAGAAAGGAGAUUGCAGGUAACUCACGGUCUAAUACAAAGAAUUGAAGCUACUGAUGUUGCAAUCUUCACUGCGAAAAUAGCUUGUUGUAACCGAAAGUUCACGAAACAUCAGAUGUUCAUUACCUACAACAUUGCUAAAUAAGUCAGUAAAUUCAAAGAGUAGAAAUGAAGCUAUUGGUGUUUGUAUUUCGUGUUAUGAUAUUAUGUGGUUUGAUAAGUGCUGGAAUGAGUAUAGGAAUAAGUCGCCAUGAAGUGAAUCAAAAGAUUUUGGAUUUUCAAGAACAACACUAUAGCGUACACGAUUGCGGAAAUGAGAUAAAAUUUGUUUCAAAGCGUGGUAACAGAAAUCUUUUUCAUUUGAAAUCUUCCGCUUGUCAGAAAAAAAUUACGUUAAAGCAUAAGCGACAUGGACUACAAUAUCAUCGAAAAAAAUCGUUCCUUGUACGUCCUAGUAUUACCACAGAAGAACGUAAUAACACAAAACGAGCUCAAGCCAUACAUUGGCCAGUUAAGCGUGAAGCAGUCGUAGAAGGAGAUAUCAUCCUAGGUGGGCUCAUGAUGGUGCAUUCUAGAGAGGAUUCUGUUACAUGUGGACCAAUCAUGCCACAAGGUGGCAUUCAAGCCUUAGAGACAAUGCUCUAUACUCUAGACAAAAUUAACAUGGAAAACUUGAUUCCCAAUGUAACAAUUGGAGCACAUAUUUUGGAUGAUUGCGACAAGGACACAUACGGCCUUGAGAUGGCAGUUGAUUUCAUAAAAGGAUCAAUCAGUAAUAUAGAUGAUGUGAUGGAUUAUAAUAACUGCAGUAGAGGACUUAAAAAAAAGAUUAUCUCUGGAGUUGUAGGUGCUGCAUCAUCAGUAACGUCCAUUCAAGUUGCCAAUUUAUUACGUCUUUUCAGAAUUCCUCAGGUGUCAUACUUUUCGACUAGUCCGGAACUGAGUAAUAAACAAAGAUUCGAGUAUUUUUCGCGAACGAUUCCAUCAGAUCACUAUCAAGUAAAGGCAAUAGUGGAAAUUGUACGCAAGCUAGGUUGGAGUUACAUUUCAAUUAUUUAUGAAGAAAGUAAUUACGGCAUUAAGGCUUUUGAAGAACUGGAUGAGUUAUUUUCCAAGAAUGGUAUAUGUAUCGCAAUUAAAGAAAAGCUAGUUAAAGAUUCUGGUGUGGCAGAAAAGAUCGCAUAUGAUAAUAUUGUACUGAAACUAUUGACAAAAUCGAGAGCAAAAGGGGUGAUAAUAUUCGCAUCAGAUCAGGAAGUUGCAGAGGUAAUGAGAGCAGUUCGAAGGCAAAAUGUAACUGGUGUAUUUUCUUGGAUAGGAUCAGAUGGUUGGAGUGCUCGAAAUUUAGUGUCCGAUGGAAAUGAAGCUGAAGUUGAAGGCACAUUGUCCGUGCAACCACAAGCGAAUUCUGUAAUUGGAUUUGAAGAAUAUUUUCUAAAUCUGACUGUUACUAACAAUUAUCGGAACCCGUGGUUUAUAGAAUUUUGGGAGGAUCACUUUCUUUGCAAAUACCCAGGAUCACCGAUAACUCCUUAUAACGCGUUGUAUGCUAAAACGUGCUCAACGGCAGAGAGACUUUCGAAGCAAACCCUUGAUUUUGAAGAUCAACUACAAUUUGUUAGUGAUGCUGUCAUGGCUUUUGGUUACGCGUUGAAGAACAUGCAUCACGAGUUGUGUAAUGGAAAAGCAGGAUUGUGUUCCGAAAUGAGACCAACAAAGGGUGCCAAUCUACUUAAAUAUCUCCGCAAAGCUGAUUUUAUUGGUUUAAGUGGAGAUAGGUUUAACUUCGACAUUAAUGGCGAUGGUCCCGCUCGAUAUAACAUAAUCCAUUUCAAACAAAUCGAAUCAGAUAAAUAUAAAUGGAUAAAAGUUGGUGAAUACUAUCAAGGAGAACUACGCUUAAACAUGGAAGAACUUCAAUUCGGCCUUAAAAAAAAGAAUGCUCCCGAAUCUGUCUGUAGCAAACCAUGUGAAAGAGGGCAAGCAAAAAAAUAUGUAGAAGGCGAAGGGUGUUGCUGGCAUUGUUUCAACUGUUCGCAAUAUCAGAUUCAAAAUCCAACAGAUGAGACUCAUUGCAUAAAUUGUCCACGAGGAACACUGCCUGAUAUAUAUCAUGAGAAUUGUCAGCAUAUUGCCGAAGAUUAUUUGAAGCCAGAAUCCUCAUACGCUAUCGGAGCUAUGUUGUUUAGUUCCCUCGGAAUGAUUGCGACUCUCUUCGUCGUAGGCGUGUUCUUAAAGAACAAUGAUACACCUAUCGUUCGAGCAUCAGGGAGGGAGCUUAGUUAUGUGCUCUUGAGUGGAAUUCUACUAUGUUACGGAGUAACUUAUGCACUAGUUUUCAAACCUGAUGACAUCGUUUGUGGUGUUCAACGGUUUUGGUCAGGAUUUUCAUUCACUGUCGUCUACGCAGCGCUAUUGACAAAAACCAAUCGAAUAGCUCGUAUAUUCAAUGCAAGCACAAAAUCAGCAAAGCGUCCAUCGUUUAUAAGUCCCCACUCACAACUUGUAAUAUGUGGAAUUCUGAUAUCUUUCCAGGUACUCAUCAAUGCAGUAUGGAUGGUUGUUUCCCCUGCGCAUGCAAUGCACCAUUAUCCGUCGAGAGAGGACAAUUUGCUCGUUUGCAAUUCUUAUACGGAUGCGUCUUACAUGGUUGCAUUUUUUUACCCAAUUUUGCUUAUUAUCGUCUGCACCGUUUAUGCUGUAUUAACUCGUAAGACUCCAGAAGCUUUCAACGAAUCUAAAUAUAUAGGUUUCACUAUGUAUACUACAUGUGUGAUAUGGCUGGCAUUUAUUCCACUGUAUUUUGGAACAGGAAAUAAUGUUCAACUACGCAUAACAUCAAUGUCUGUAACAAUAAGCUUAUCAGCCACGGUAACCCUGGCCUGUUUAUUUUCACCCAAGCUGUAUAUCAUACUUAUACGACCGGAACGCAACAUAAGGCAGAGUAUGAUGCCAAUUCGAUAUAGUACUAUUAACAAAACUACAGGAUCUGCGCAAUCUUCAAUGAUGGCAGCUGUUAUCGUUACAGCCGCAACGUGCAAUGAGAAUGAGAAGGUGAUAAAAAAUGUUUCAAACGAAAAUAUUGCUGGCACGUUUUAAAAGCGAACAGUUAAAAUUAAGAUCAGUGCAAGGCAUCCAUACGAAAAAAAUACUGUACAUUACUUGUUUCUGUCAAGUUUAUAAAUAAACCAAAAUAUUCGUUAAUUUUCUUUUACUCAAAACAAA